Molecule: messenger RNA, 21153 nt
Organism: Xyrichtys novacula (pearly razorfish)
Lineage: Eukaryota; Metazoa; Chordata; Actinopteri; Labriformes; Labridae
Source: the annotation of a GenBank genome assembly
UAUGACAUGAAAAUGGACUUCAGUUCCGUUUCAACUGAGCUUUUUGUUUUAAUCUGUCUUUUUCCAUGAGCUCUAUGACUAUAUGUCAAAGCACUUUGUAAACUUCUGUUUUUAAAAGUGCUAUAUAAAUUCAAAUUCAACUUUAUUUUUAUGGCACUUUUCAGACAAGAAAUGCAGUUCAAAGUGCCUCACAGAGGCUUAAAACAACAAUUAACAACAAUAAAAACCCGACCCUCCCACCCAUGGACCCACACGCACAAAGACACACACUCUCACUCACUCACUCACCCACACAUACUCACACAAGCACACAUAGUGUGAGAAUUUAAGAUAUAUUGUUAAAGAGACAUGGCCUGACACCAAGACACUACGUGAGGAAAUAGCUACCUUUGGGAAACACUGGAGAUAAAAGAUAAAAAAUAGAAAGUGGUAAAUGGAAAGAGUAAAACCUGAUGGACUAAAACAAGAAAAUAAUCUUAAAUGAACAGAUAAGUAAGAGCUCUUUACCAUGUUAAAGGUGUAAAAGAAGUAAAAACCUCAAAGGCAGGAGUUAAGGAAAAGACUAAGAACAGAGAAAAUUAAUAAAAUGACAUAAAAUGACCUAUAAGAACUUUGAUCAAGAUGAACAUUUGCAAUAAGAGAAACAGAAAAAGGCAGUUAAUAAAAGCCUGGUUAAAAAGGUGAAGUUAUAAAGUUGUUAUUCUUAUUAUUGUAUUAUUAUAACGUGUUAAAAUUUAAGUGCAUAAACUUUGUGCAGGAAAUUUUUUGCAAAUCAUUUUAUUCAAAAUAAGACUGAUCAUUGAGUAAUUGUGUCUGAUUAUUUUACUUUACCAGCAGUUAGCAGUAAAGACUUUAAGUGAGGAUUUUUUAAAUUGUUUUUUAUUUAAAAAAAAAAAAAGCAUGUAAAAUAUUCAAUACUUUUAUCAAAUAAAUCUUAAAUCCCCUCCAAAAAAAACUUUGAAUGACCCCAUCAAGUGUAGAAAGACACCGGUAUGUAGACUAAGCCACGCCCUUAUGUGCAUGUGAAACACGUGGUUCCACCCCCUUCUGCAGGCACCGAUAUUAUUGAUGGGCGUUGAUUUCCGGUAUUUGGCAUCUGGAUUUUCAGGUUCCACAGACCGUGGGUUGCAUGUAUAUGUGUUGUUUGUCGGUGCGUGUGUGUGCGUGUGUGAGAGAGAGGGACUUUGUUGUGUGGUUGUACCAUUCACAGCGUGGAUAUUGUCACCGCCUUGCACCGUAGGCAGGCACCGUGUUUCUUCAUGCAAGAUCCCGCCGCGGCUCCACAAUCUUUGGCCAGCAAUGACCGAAAGCCCCACGAACAAGCCAGGCAACGGGGAUGUAUGUCAACGCGUGAGGAAUGGACUCAAGCCGGAGCGCAACGGUUUGUUGAAGACCCUCUACUGCUGCCAUGAGCGGCAACCCAAACACCAGUACCACCCGGAGGAAGAGGAGGAGGAGGAGGAGGUAAGGCCCGGGAUGGGGGAAGAGGCUACUGAAGCCUGGGAAGCGUCCGUUGUGCGGACCCGGAAACAUCCCAACAAUGUUGGGGUUUUUCUUGCACCAGUAAGUCUUCAUAGAUUUCUGCGUUAUUUGAAAUAGUAAUAUUUGUUGACAGUGUCAGUUUGGUCGUGCUCAGAUUGUCUGGAUCACUCAAAGUGGACGCCCAUACCCAGAGGAAAUAUCACCAAAAGUUUUUUUUAGUUAUUCCCCCUGAAACUGUUUGUCUUUAGUUGAAUCUAAGUCAUUCAGUUUGGCAAAAUCGAUACAUCAGACAGUCUAAUAACUCAAUGGAGUCCAAUGUUUUUUCUUCGAAGUUAGUAGCCCGCUUCACCACCCCCUGUCGUCAAGUUGGAAAGAGGGUUGAAACAGGUGUUAAAACUCCAAAACCUUCACUUGUCAUACUUAAAACAAUAAGCAUAUGGCAUUUGUCCUGCUUUUGGUCAAAGGCACAAACUUGGGAUAGACUACUCUAUCUCAUUCCACAUGAGGCUGACAGAGCCAGUUCAACAGCUUACAAACUGUUUAUGUUUCUUCACUUGAUGACCGCAACAGGUUUCAUCCUUAUCUCAUCAGUUUUAGUUUCUUGGGACAAGUUUUAAGCUGGUUGUGAAUAAUUCUUUAAAAGCAGAGUAAAUUCUCAUUCUCAGCAUUUGCUGUCUUAUUGCUUUUGUCGAUGUAACAUGGAUUGUCAGUGUUUUGCACAUCAUUUUGUACUGUUUCUAUCAACAGUUUGCUGUGCUCUAACUUUUGUAAAUGUUGUAUAUGUAUUAAUUAUUUACUUUCUCAUCUUCUGAGGGGUAGUCUUUGUUUUAAGAGGCCAGUUUCCCACUUUUUAAGAUUUUAAAUUAGAUUUUACAGGUUAGGACUGAAACAGUAAUAAGUUAGUAAUGAGGGACAAUUGAACCAGAACUCCUGUUCAAGUGAGAGAUAGGGAUGGCACACCUCAAUGGAUUGAAAUGGCUUUUCCUAAGAGGUUUAUUAAGUUUCCACCUUUCCCUAACCCUAACCCCUCUUUCUGCCCCAAAUUACUGAUCCUUUCGGACUGUGUGACUAUGACAUGCAGUUGCACUUAAGAGUUGCCUGUUUAGCAUCAUUUGUGAAUUUUCAAAAGAAGUGUUUGCGUAGUAAAAUAACUAUAGUCAAGCAUCCUUUGCCUCUCCUUUUUGCUGUCAGACAGUAUUAACCGGCUGUGGAAUAAACAGUGGCAAAAGAUGUUAAUUUUCCUAGUUUAGUUCAAACGGACUGGAAGAGCAGAUGUGUACGGCUGACAGGCUUCCCCUUUCGUCUGGCAUCUUAGGGCAAUAGCAUUUCCCUCCACUGAUUUUUCAUUUUUUACUUGGUCAGUUGGCUGGCUGAGAAAAGUGAAAGCCUGAUGACUGAACCUCAGCUGAUUACAGUUCAUGUGGAUGUCAGCAUUGCUGCUCUGUAAGGUAUUUGAGAGAGGGGCAUGACUGGUCACAUGUGGUGCCUAAUAGCCAUAAGCAUGGCGAUGAGUGUACCGGUGGGGUGAAUUGCAUAAAUUUCUCCGAUCACUGACUUUCUGCCCAUCCGCUCUUGACAACAAAGAAACAAAAAUAGGUUAAACAAUUUUUAAUAUAGGACAUGUAGAAUUGUAGUUCAAAAGCGUGUCAUUGCAAUAUAGAUCUCUGUGUUUCGAGUGUGCAAAUUUACAUAAAAAACACCAAGUUUUCCCAUAUUUGGCUGUCAAAUUGUCCCUCUCUGCUCUGCCAGUGUCACAGUGUUUUCUUUCCUGUAUAAUAGUGUACAACUCAAGAAAGGUACAGUGUCAGCUUUCUUAUAAUCCUCCCAUGAAAUUUAGCAGAAAUCACAGGUGUAAAUGUACAUGAAUAUCAGAUGAUUUUCUAAUGAGAGGCUUUCAGCCAAUGUGUUAAUGCAUGAGAAGUUAAAAAAUAAGAUGGCUAGACCAUUACCAUAACUCCCUGCACUGAAGGAAAGUAUUGGGUAAUACUUGUACUUAAUUGGGAUUUGUCUAACUGAUGGCACCAUGAACUUUAGCACCAGCAUUUAAAUCUUACACCUUUAGUUAGUUCAAUCUUUUUUUUUUCAUUUGUCACAAAAAUGUCACCACUGUCACUGAUUAUCACAGCCCAUCUACAAAAAGUAUUUAUGUGCCCUGCAAGAUAAUAUUUGAAGCCAGUAAAACUUCAUUAAUUUUACUAAGAAUAUUUCUCAAAAAUGAAGUCUGAAAACUGGCUUUUUUUCUUUCAGUAAAGCCUCAGCUAAAGAGUUAUAUUUGUUUUUUGCAAGUAAUAAGCAAUGCAGUGAUUUUCUGUUUCUCAUGUCACUCAGGCCAAUGCAGAACCAUGUCAUGGUGGCUUGUACAGGCGACCGUUCAUUGAGUCUUUUGAGGAGACUCCCAUGUUGGUGGCUGUACUUACCUACAUGGGCUACGGUAUCCUGACCAUCUUCGGCUACCUACGGGACUUUCUCCGUCACUGGAAGAUAGAGCGGUGUCACAUAGCCAGGGAAAAAGAGGAGCAAAAGGUGAGGAAAACCACAUACACAUUAUGGUGCAAUUUUCAUUGUCUGUCUUUUAAGGAAGAAAGAAAAGUUUUCAACAAGUUUACCAGUGAUCCUUGUAGUGUUUUCUGUUUCUCAGUAAAUAAACCCUUAAUCGCUGCUGAACCAGAAGCUCAAAUAUGUCUCCAUAAAAACUACAACCCUGAGGCUGCUGAAGUAUUUGAGAUAUUUCCCCGCUUUAGUAUCUUUUUUUUUUCUUCACAAUUAGUGCAGUGUCCUCAUGAGACUGCAUUUUUGUGGAAAACUACAGCUACUAGAGAAGUUAUCUGCACCCUCUGAUUGUGUCCUUCAUCACUGAGAUUGUUUUCAUCCUGUUAUGUAACAUUUGAUAGUGAAGUCCAUUCUUUUAGGGUUUUGGUUAUGUCAAAAAAUAGGAAGUUAGAAGAAUGGCUGUGGGGAAAGUGAUUAAUUCGACCUUGGGAAACCUGACGGAUGUAUCCUUCAAGAGUCAAGACAGUGGCUCUCCACUCCUCAUGCCUUUAUUAUAUAAGACUGACCUUAUUCUAGCUAAGCUUUCCUAAAGUAUGACUGGCAUUUCUUUGAGGUGGUAUUUUUACAAUAACAGAGUGACAUUCCCGAAUUCUCUCCUCCCUUUACAAUUCCUUGUAAUUGUCUUCCUCUUUAUCCUUGUGUAGGACUUUGUCCCCCUGUACCAGGACUUUGAAAACUUCUACACCAGAAACCUCUACAUGCGUAUAAGAGACAACUGGAACAGGCCACUAUGCAGCGUCCCAGGGGCCAAAAUGGACUUGAUGGAACGAACCUCCCUUGACUACAACUGGACCUUUGAGUAAGCAAGACAUUUUAUUAAUGACAGUUAACACUGAUAUCUUCUUAGUAAUCACUAACAGCGAAGAGCUGAACAAUCCUUUGGGAUAAUAGCAAGUGGAUGAAGUGAACUGUAGUGAAUGCCCUCACCUCACCUCGUGGUUGAUGACUUACAGUCUCAUGUUGUUAAUCGUGUGAAAAGAGAGACAGACAAGACAAACAAUGGUCAUUAAGCCUUAGAUUUAUUAGAAAGAAAGAAAGAAAGCCCCUUUAAAGUGUUGGUGUUUUGGGAGGUUUUAUUGUAAAAUUAGCGGCCAAUUUGAUUGACCAAAAAAAGGAGGCUCACAGUAAACUCUGAUGGAGACCUAUUUGCAGUAUAAGCAAAUAAAAUUCCAACCAAAGACCCAGAUGUUAAGGAGUAAUCAGAUGAAUGACAUGCUUUGCAGUAUGGGGUGCUUUUAUCAACUGGGAUUAUUGGUCUUUGUAAGCAGUCAAUCAACAUCUCUGACGACUGAUCAUAGUGAGGAAAAUGUCUGAAGUUGAGCUCAGUACACACUGUAUGUUGCAUUGUAGCUUAUAUAAUUUAUGUGACAUGAAGUUAUUACAUUUUUACAGUAUAUCUGAAAAGUUUUUUCAUGAGCUGUCCAUUAAAAAGAAGAAAAGAGGGAGUCAGAAUGUGGAGUCUAUUUCAUUUCAUCAUUCUUCAGCAGGCUGUAGCUAGGUUAACAAAGAUUAUGCUGCCCUCAGAACCAGAGUAGAUGACGAACAGCUCCUCAGCAUUCUCAUUUCAAAUACAUCUGUCAUGAUUUACAGACAUUUGAUUUAGUCUGUCAAUCUUUUUAAGGCAGUAGUGUGGUGAAAGUAACCUGUUAAUAUAUUGGAAGUAAUUUUUCGAAGACACUUUGCUUUCUUAUUUCAAGCAGCAUCAUACAUUUGAGUGAAACUGGACUGUGUUUCAACAGAUACAAACAAGUGAAUGAAAGUUAGAGUAGGAAAAGUCAAACUCGUAGUGACUCCUUAAUGAGUUUGGCAGAGCAGCUGUAGUUUGAGUACGCAGUGGAGGGGCUGUGGGGUUGUGUGAUGUCAGACAUCACACACUGCAUAGAAGACGGCUGAGAGCAAAAUCAGAGUAUACCGAGUGCCAGGCAGGUAAUGCAUCCAACAAAAUGGCAGAUUUGGCUCCUUAGUAAAAAGAUUAUGGGAAGUAGGCUUUAGUUCUGCCUGUCUUUAGUUAGAUCGAGUUUUGGAGUAUGACAAUAAGCUUGUUAAACCUUCCUGUCUUUCCUCCUUGCCUUUGGCUGAUGGUCUCCUUUUGUCUUUGGUACCCAGGUACACAGGGCGGGUAGUGCAUGAUGUGAUUAACUUGGGCUCAUAUAAUUACCUCGGCUUCGCUGAGAACACAGGCCCGUGUGCUGACUCUGCAGCCGAGCUCACUGUGAAGUACGGUGUUGGAGUUGCAAGCACCAGGCAGGAGAUUGGUACAAACACACACCCAAACACAAGCACAAACCCUGUAUUCAUAUUUUUAAAAGCUUAACACCAGGAUUUGCCUGUAGCAAAUGAAGGUAUUAUUAGGUCGGUAUUAUUGGUAAGAGAGCUGUUGGGUUGAUUUUUGAUGUGUCAACAGUUUACUUUUCUCUGAUUGGAGGAAACCAGUUAACCCAAACUUUGAUUAAAACUGAAGACUAAAUGAAUGAAGAUAUUCCCAGAAACAAUAGCUAUUACUUUUAAUUUAGUAGUAAUUGAUGUUAGGACAAUCGAGAAGAUAUGUGUAUUCACAGAUCUGGAUUAACUUGGAGAAUCUGUGGCAUAUCAAAGUCUCCCAAAUAAGUCUGAUGUGACCCAGAUUUCUGUGGAGGAAGUUAAGCACACCAUAUGGCAAGCAGAUUGUUUUUACUGAUGACGUAAAAUUAUUGCUGCUUCAAGGAGAAAGUCAAAUAAACUAUAAACAUUAGGGGUGGGAGAAAAAAUCGAUACAGUAUGGUAUCACAAUAUUUUGUCUGGUGAUAUAUCGUAUCGUCUCAUUUACCAAGUGUUGAGUUUUCAAAUUAAUUGCUAAUAUGAAGUCAAAUCCAUAAUGAUGGAAAAAUAGAAUCAACUUUUUCUCCAGUGAGGUUGGCAGAGGUGACAUUGUGGAGCGGGAGAAAGUUAGUACUACAAAUAUAUAAAAAGUUUGCGAGAUGAGCUACAUGAAAAUAAAACACAGCGUAUAUAAGCCAAACAUAAAGGAAAACUAAAUGCUCAAUUAGCUAAACAAUUGAAAAAAGUGUAUAGAUUGCAAUAUGUUGUAUUGCUAUACUCAUUGUAUUGCAAAAUGUUAAAAAUCGCAAUGAUAUCAUAUUGUGGCCCAAGUAUCGUGGUAAUAUCGUAUCGUGGGGCCACUGGUGGUUCCCACCCCAAAUAAUCAUAUACACUAUACAGUCUAAGUUACCUAAGGACGAACUGACUCAACAAGUGUUGUUUUUAGACAAGACACACUACAAUUAAAUUUGCUAUAGCAUUAUUCAGCUAUAAAAGGUUUAAUCUAUUAAGAACAUUGAGGGAAAUACACUAGCUUGCUUUCUCACCAGGAGUCAGACAAAAGAUUUGGAGCCACUGUCAUGUCUCAAAACAGAAUAUAAAACUAAACUCCAGCUACAGCCAGUUGAUAUAGGUCACUAUAAAGACUGGUAGCAGCAAGAGAAAUAAGCGAGCUCUACUCCUCCAAAUCAAACACCUCCAUCUUUUAAUUUUUUUACUUUAAAAUUAAGUAUGGAUAAAACCUAAAAUAUUGUAUUAUGUAAACUACUAAGUCAGUGACAGCCUUUUAAACAUUUGAGUGACCUUUUAAAAAAAUAUUCAAAGAGUAGAAAAUUAAAGCUAACUAUACACAUCUUAGUUGUAAAUGGACAGGUGUGAGGGUAGUGUCCAUCCUUAUGCCCUUCAACUUUUACAGGCAAUCCCUGUGGGCACAUAAUUUUGAGGUUUGAUUUGAGAAACCUCUAUGCCGAUCUCCUGGAUUUGUGCUUUUCAGGUAACCUAGACCGACACGAGGAGCUGGAAAAACUGGUGGCUGAGUUUCUUGGUGUAGACUCAGCCAUGGCAUUUGGGAUGGGCUUUGCAACCAACUCCAUGAACAUACCCGCACUGUCAGGCAAGGUAGGACUACAGGUCAAUGAAAGUUAUGUCAAUUGUUUCUUGAAGAACCCUGUAACUUAUCUCAACCCCUGCAUUUUUCAUCUCAGCCCUCUAGGUAGUUAUUUGUGUCCUUGUCAAAUUUACUCGAUCUUAUCUCAGCACUUUUUGUCCUCUUUACACUCUCUAUCUGCCCAGUGUCAUUCACACUGUCUCUAAUAUUGUCAUGUUUGUUUUUUUUUAUGCAACUGUUUGUCAUUUCUACUAUUACAAAGUAUGACAACACACUAUCACAGUUCAUCAAAAACACGGCGACACAAAAACACUGUCCAGCCUCAUCAGGAGGAAACACUUUGUGUUGACUCCAGCAGUUUGUUUUUUGGCUGCGUGUCAAAAUAGAAAAAUAACAGUAGCGUGUGCUCAAAACUUACAGACGUUAUUUUUAUGUACAGUAGCUACUUUGUGACAUAAAUGGUUUGCAUUGUAAAAGAAGACCAUUGGUGGAAAAUGUGAGACAGCUUCUAAAAAUUGAUGCAUGUGAAAUGAUUAGUGGUACAUUACAGACAAUUCAAUAUGAGAACUUGAUAAAUCUCCAAAGGGAAAUUUGUAGUAGAUGAAUUAUUUAAAUCUUUCAGUGAUAACAGGUUAAUGUGAUGAUGCUUUACUGAAAAAGUAUUACAUCCAGAAUUUUAAUUGAAGCAAUGUUUUUGAUAUCAGCCAAGUUCAUCUCUAAACUGACCACAAUGCCUCUAAGAUUGAAGUAUACUACCACUGAUUCUACAGUUUUUGAUUAAUGUUAACGCUGGGCAAUAUUGUUACUCACCAUUCAGUUAAAUUUAUAUCAAUGAAUUAUAUCUAAUUAUAUUAUUAUAUUUUUGUUUAUCCAGUAGGAACAUUUUUCAUAGGCUCAGAGAGGCAGUGCUUUUCUCAGCUUUAUGACCGCACAUAUAAAGUUACUCUUAAGAUUAUUCAAACACAUCAUUUUGUUUAAGCAGUCUCAUAUUCAGUUGAAUACAGGUGGGAAAGGAUUUGCAAAUCAUUGUAUUCUAUUUUACUAACAUUUUACACAACGUCCUGACUUCAUUCGACUUCAUUGGGUUUGUACAUUUUUACAUACUGACGUUGGUCUGGUGUCCUACAGGGCUGUCUCAUUCUGAGUGAUGAGUUGAACCAUGCCUCUCUUGUCCUGGGAGCCAGGCUGUCUGGAUCCAUCAUCAGAGUCUUCAAACACAACAGUAAGUCAGUGAUUUCAAUGAAGAGUUUCCUCGGUACCAAACUUUUCCUUGCACAUGCAUCUUUAUGUCCAACCCUAAUGGUCAGUUCACCCUGUUGAAAUAAUUUUGCCAUUGCUGAUACUCAUAGCCUUUUUCCCUUUCAAUCCCUUUGGCUUUUACAGCCCCCCCAUGCUGUUCAGCUCUUAUGUUUAACUUCUUCUCAUGUGCUCUUUGUCAUGGAGCCAUGACUUAAAUCUGGUCACUGUAGUUACACAGUGGGAUACUGGUUGUCAUAAAGACAAACUAUCUUGGAGUUGGCACUGCGUUGUAUGUCUUGUUUUGCACCUUUUGAUUUAUUGGAGGAUUAUGACAUACUGUACAGAAUUUACAUGAACAAAUGUCUGCGUUUCUAUGUCAUUUAUUCUAUGUCAAAGAGAUAGCAAGCAAUGAGUAAGACUCGUGAAAUGAAUCUUACUCAUAAUCACCAUGAGACAUUUGAACUAUAUGGAAAAUUGUUGUUGUUUGUUAUUUAUUUUCAUAAUUGAUGGUUAUUUAAUUUCCAAUUAGCAACCGGGCUACCCAGCACAGUCUAAACUGCAGCUACACACACUUACAAUCACUGACUGUUUGCAGAUAAUAUUGCUGGAUGUAAUGAUGUUACAUUUGGAUGUCAGCACAGCCAAGAAUGUACCUAUAAUAUAAUUAUGAUUAUGGUGAUGUGAAGAAGCAUUAGCUUGCACUUAAAACUAUUGGCCUUUUUUUGAAGCCAUGAACGCACAUGACUUACACAUUAAUUUGUAUACUAAAACAGCAGUGUCCUAAUGAUCCAAGUACAGGACCACUGUUAUCCCAUCUGACAUUGUUUUUUUUUAUAUAUAUAUAUAUUUUUAUAUAUAUAUUUUUUAUAUAUACUACCCGAUAUUUCAGCACUCUGACCUUUCCAACACUCUGUUUGAGACUGUAUUGAUGCUGUUGGUGUGCGUCUCAUGGUUUAAAUGAAUUUCCAGCCCUAAUAAAAUGUGGGUGGUUAUUCUGUAACCACCUUUUUUUUAAUAAUUCUGUAAUUUUCCUGUCAGACAUGCAGAGCCUCGAGAAACUGCUGAGAGAAGCCAUUGUUUAUGGACAGCCCAGGACUCACAGACCAUGGAAGAAGAUCCUCAUCGUGGUAGAGGGCAUUUACAGGUAGCCUACAUAGAACAGUGUCUUGAAGCUUAAUAAAACCUUUUAAGACAUUGUCACAUAUUUAAAUAUGUUGUAUAUCUGUUCUAUAAAGGGUUUAUAAUACUGAGGUGGUAUUGUGUUGAUUAGGGGUGUCCUGAUAUGAUAUUGAAAUCAGACAUUGGUCUGAUAUGAGCAAAAAUAGAAUUUCAGAUUAUAUCGACCUGCAUUUCAAAUCUCUGAUAUCAGCACUCCAAUACAAGCAGUCCAUUCCAGACUCCGCUUCAGAACCUCUAUUUAGCAGCGCCUGGAUCCAGCAUGCAGAGCCCACAUAACCACAACAACAGUAUGAACUACUAAGGUACUAACAAAGUAGCAAAGAGUAGGAGUGAUGUCGUCCGUUUGGCAGUAAUUUUUGUUUAAUUUAAAAAAAGAUGUUGCAGCUGAGUGCAAAACUUGUCAUGCACAAUUUUGUACUGAUAUCGGAUCAUUAAUGAUAAUUGCAAUUACUGAAGGCUAAAACAUCGGAAUCCUAUUGGAGGUUAAAAAAAUUGUAUUGGACACCCAUAGUGUUGAUUAUGAAGAUACUAUUUUAAAAGUUACCAGUGCAUAAAAAUCUUGAACCAAAAAUAUAUUUUUAAUGCCACUAUUAUUAUUUCCCUUGUUAUUUCAAUUCAAACACGCUCUUUGUUUUGACCCUUUUUGUUUUUUUAAUUGUUUUAAAUCACCAUGCGCUAUGCUGUGCAAAAGGAAUCAAAAGCCACUGUUAACUGUUUAAAUACAAUAUUUAAUUUAAAGUUAACAUUUCACAGUAGUACUGUGUGUCAGCUUUAAAAUAAGCAAAGCAUGUUCCUGAGUAAAUGACUUACAAACAGGCUCACAGAAGGCAGCAGCACUGAUCCUCUUUUGAUGUUGGACCAUUAAGCUCAGCACUAUCUACACCCCUGGGGGUGGACUGUUGGUUGACAGAGCUGACUCAGUGCGUGGUUAGCUCUUAGUGGUUAUAUACACUGUGAGCAAGUUUGAUGAGCUACUUCAUUCAGCCAAACUAGUGAACAACACCUUCAGGAUGCUGCCAAGCUAUAUGCAGGUCAUUUCUGCUCCUGUGGUACUGCUUCAUUAUUGCUUACUUCAUCAACAACGCUUUAGGUGGUCAAAUAAUGUAUCUCAGUACACCAAUUGACCCCCUUGAUUGUCGCUCUCUGUUUUCAACACCACAGCAUGGAAGGCAGCAUUGUGCGUCUACCAGAAGUGGUUGCCCUAAAGAAGCAUUACCAGGCCUACCUUUAUCUAGAUGAGGCCCACAGCAUAGGGGCGCUGGGACCAAGAGGGAGAGGCGUGGUUGAUUACUUUGGCCUAGACCCCCGUGAUGUGGAUGUCAUGAUGGGCACAUUUACCAAGAGCUUCGGUGCAGCAGGUGGUUACAUAGCAGGAAAAAGGGUGAGGACACUUGAUCAUUCAUUCAUUUCUUCAUGCAUUUUGUUUUUGAAGGGGACAAGAAGGUGUGGCAGGGUAAAAUGAACUGAAAAUAAGAUGUCACAUUAUAUGAAUAGUUUUCCUCUUCAAAGCCCAGUCUUCUUCCUGGGAUAGUAAACAAUGUUUAACAAUUAUUUAAUGUCAUCAUCAGGGCUUACAAUAAAAAUCACAAAGAUUUAAGUUUGAAAAAAACUCACCUGUAAUCUUAGCAAUGUUGACCAACAGCCUUGCGGUGUGUAAAGCAGCAUUCCUGACAUUUUAGCCCAGUUUCAUGAAACACUUAAGUUAUGAAAGCAGCUUAGAAAAACUAAAGGUCUGGUCCAAAUAAAUCUUGUGUGCAUGUAAGCUAUGCCAGUCCUGACUUCCGAGGACAUCCCUGAGAGUUUAUGGUUGAAGAGACAGCAGAGUGAUUUAAGCUUUCCAUGCAUAUUUAUCUUACAUCUCCUAUGUAUUUGCUGGGUUUAGGAGCUUAUUGAGUACCUGCGCUCCCAUUCCCACAGCGCAGUCUAUGCCACCUCCAUGUCUCCUCCUGUGGUGGAACAAAUCAUCACUUCUAUGAAGUGCAUUAUGGGAAAGGAUGGCACAACAAUAGGUAAGUGUAUCCCAAUAGCCUCUGUGGAGUGGUUUUGAAUCACUGGGUUCCAUUUAUGCAUGUGCACUGGGGUAACACAGCCCACACUAGUAAAUCACUUACUCAGUGUGAAACCACUAAGCAAGUGAUUUACUUAGGCAGAUUAAAUAAUAAAACAAACAUGGUUGUGGACAAUUAAAGUGUCAGAGUUUUCCAAAAAUAGACUUGCCUGCCUUUUGUUUUCAGAAAUCCUUAAGUUGGUAAACUUAAACUGAGCAGCAGCAUUGUGGGGUAACAUAACCUCUGUCAAAGAUAAUACUCCACAUGCCCUGUAAACUAGAAACAGCUCAUCAAACAUAAACUGAUAUACUAUCUACAUCAUCUUGACUGUGUUUGGAGUGUGUCGAUACAUCAUCUUUCUCAAACUGUUUUAAACUGGAGUUUAAUGUCCAGCAUACAUUCUUAACAAAUGUAAAUCAUUUUUCUUUUCUUUUCUUUUUUGCCUUUUUUCCCUUUAUUUUGCAUUUUAUCCAUUUAUCUCAUGAUUAUGUUUACUAUGUACUGAUGAUGCUGCUGAUUAUUUUUUUAAUUUAUUAUUAUUAUUAUUAUUAUUAUUAUUAUUAUUAUUAUUAUUUUCAUCCCUGUAAUCAUAAAAGAAAAAAUUAUCACAAAACAAAAAAAAAAAAACGUGUAAAUCAUUUGCUUGUUUGUCCUGCAAUCCAAAGUGGCUCUUUAAAAGGAGUUAUGCACCACUAGGAUAGCAAAUCACAGAGGCCUUUAGAGAAGGCAGUAAUGGGCCAUUGUCUUUCCUCCAUAAAUACAAAAGGUAUUUUAAAAGUCCAAAGAACCAGAGCCCUUCCCGUGAUACUGAAGAAGACAAACUGUGGUCACACACAAUGGUAAUUCGAGGCCAGAAGUUAAUAUAAGGUGGCUAAAAUAAAAUAAAAUAUUUGUAUCCAAAAAUAAAUAAAACACCUUUCAUGAAAAUGUAUCCUAAAGAUUAACAGGCAUUAAGUACUUUCAUAACAAAAAGCCUCAAUGACAAACAUGCGACUUAUCUUGCCACAUUUUUAGUCUGCUAGAGUUAAGCGAAUUCGAAAUGAAGUGCUGUGAUUUUUAUUGGUCACUAGGUGUCAGUACACACUCAGGUUCUAGAAAGGCAAACAGCACAUAAGCCACAACCAGGAACAAAUGACUCCUCAAACGGAAUUAACUGUGGGAAAAGUGGGAGGUAAGCGCUUGCAGGGGUGGUCCAAGGGCUCCGGAGCUUUUAAGCCUCCCAAGAUCUUAUGGGUCUAACUUGAUAAAACACAAAUGAAGGGAGUUGCCUACUUAAUAACCCCAGAGUUGUACUGGCUCUCACUGCCCAUCUGUCUCCAUCUAUCUUCAUGCUUGGGUCAUAGAGGACAUGAGAGGCCAUAUGGUAGGUUGUGUAACUUAUCUGUACAGCACAGAUAUUGGAAUGAGUGCGUAAUAGGAUGGGUGUGUAACCUCUUCAUUAAAGCACACGUACCAUGCGUUUGUCUGCAAUUCAUGAUUUGUUUGAUUUUCUUGAUGGCCAAAAAAGCUGAGUUUGCUGAUCUCCAGCAGUUUUCACCUCUUUGACUCUUUUUUGUCUUUUAAACAAAAAAUAUAUAUCUAUAAUUGUAUACUCUUAUUAAUCAAAUAUGAAAAAAAAAAAUUUACAUCAAGUUGAGCACCUGAAAAAAGCCAACCUUAUAAAUGAAUCUUUAUUUUUUCAACUAUAUUUAACCAGAUGUCUUUUUUCUGGCCAAGAUAGGCAGCAGCACAUGUGUGAUUACAUUUGAAUUUCAGACACAGUCACUAUAACAACAGCCAUAACCCUGUAAACAACAUAUAGCCAGGGGGAACAAGUUUGUUAAUGAAGGCCAACCAAUGUCUGUAGAGGAAAACUGUCCGGCACUGUCAGAUCUGGUCUUUCAAAACCAAUUCUUGUCAUCCCAAGGCCUUGAGCGUGUGCAACAGCUGGCAGAGAACACGGUCUACUUCCGCAAGAAGCUUCAAGAAAUGGGCUUUAUAAUCUAUGGAAAUGAGGACUCACCUGUUAUACCCAUGAUGCUCUACAUGCCUGCCAAGAUAGGGUGAGCCUUUACUCAAUCUAGAGGGCAUUUACACUAAGUAAAUGUGUGUGUUUUAAGAGCAAAAUAAUCCCAUAUGAUAUGGAUUGAAAAUAAUAUUUUGUAUUGUAUUUAUUUUGCAGCAUGCAAGUAUCUGAAAACUGCUCCUCUUUGCAUAUCCUUUUAAAUGUGUUUGUGGGAAGUAAAGCUUGAAUCAAAGCCCACUGUAGAAUAAGUGUUUGUUCUUAGGUAGGGAAUUUUGGUGAAUGUAGAACUGUGUCAGUAUUUUACUUGUCCAUAUAGAUAGAGAGAAGUUUGGGUUUUUUUUCCAUGAAGAGUAGGACAGAUAUUGUUGUGCUCAUGUAACUUCCUGUGUUCCCUCUUGUCUGUCCCACCAGAGCAUUUGGCAGAGAAAUGUUGAAGAGAAAUAUCGGGGUCGUGGGCGUUGGCUUCCCCGCCACACCCAUUAUCGAGUCCAGGGCUCGCUUCUGCAUCUCAGCCGCCCACACAAAAGAAAUGCUGGACAGAGUAAGUAGUUGUGUGGGGUACUGUAAAAUGUACUGUUGCAACAUAGUGUUUGCUUUGUCUCAAAGUGAGGCAUUAUUGUAAGAAACAAUUUUAAAAGUAGAAAAAGCGGUUCACUGACCUCAGGAGCUUACCGAACAAUGACCCUCUGCCAGAAAUUUCAACAAUACAGACAGCUGAAAAGUCAUGCCUUUCACUCUAACCUGAGCAAAAUAUCGAAAUGAGCAGAAUUGAAGCCUCUCUGUGCAGUUUAUGCACUCCACAGUUUAUUCACUCUCUAUUCCAGUUGUUCAGCCUCUAAACAUUGUUUUUACUCACCCUAUUUCCUGGUGUAAGUGCAAACUCUUCAAGUGUUCUUCAGGAAGUUGACAACUUGCCUAAACCAGGGUCUCCAGUUCUUCCUCUGUGUUUAGCUCACGACACGCUAGCCUGGUCUUCUGUUAAGGUCUUAAUCGCAUUGAAUGUUGAAAGAUAUGAUUUCUUUUUCAUGCACAGUGCAUCUCUAGAAAGUGCUGCUUUAUUGGGACUGACAUCCACUACCGUUCUCCUUGUGCUCCUCACAAAACAAAAUCAAACAUAGUGAAGACAGGGAGUGGGAGUGUUGUAAUGCAGUAAAGCUUUCAUCUGUCAAGACGUAAAAAUCUCUACAUAUUAGAUUUCACCUCUGGAUCAUUCUCUUAUACUUUGAUGUGUCACAUCCAUUUUGCGUUUCUUUUAUCUACUGGUGAGCUUUCGCAGUUUAUUCUCCUAAUUCAACACACUCACCCAUGAACAUUCAAAAUUCUUGUCCUUCCAAAUACCUUCUGUUAUUGACAAUGUCGAUAUUUUAACCCUCAAGCCCUCAGCAAACUUAAACACUGAAGUACACAAACCUCGUACUCCAACCUCUUGAAAACAUGAAAACAAAUUCAUUUAUUCGGGGCAUCCUCAGCUGAAAUGCUUUAACGAGGAUGUUGAAAUCUUAGAUCUGUCUUCUUUCAUAGCAGGAGAAUAAAGCAAUGAUUAAUCUUUCUUUACAAGGUGAAUCUACAAAAAUUGCCCUCUUAUCUCUGUUCUCCUCUGACACCUAAAAUUAUUACAAGCGAUAACCUUCAUGUAGGUCAUACCUCAAACUCACUAUCUUUGGUGAAAGCGCUUUCAUAGUCUUUGUGAUUCAAUUUUGAUUUAAGCUAAAAGUUCAACUUUUAAGAGAUUGUUUUUAUAGCUUGGAUUCAAAACCAGGAGUAAAAAAUGUGUGACCUUCUAAUACACAUCUUAAGUUGUAAUUUUAACUUUUAAAUUGUUUAUUUCAUUCUUUAAUUAAAGUGUUUCGCUGCUGUCUUUGCCGGAGACCCCUGGUAAAAGAGGUUUUGUAACUCAUUUAGAAUAACCCUGAUAAAAUAAAGCUUGAGUAAGGAAUUAAUCAACAUUGUUUUCAAGAGCAGCGCUCAACUAGUCUUAUUGAAAAGUGGUUACAUCAAAAUGCCAGACUGCUGAAAUUGUCAAUAUUGUUUUGGACAUGGACUUAGACAGACUUUUAUUGUCAUUUAGUAUGCAGCAGGGCCUCAAUUUACAGAUUCAGUACAGUGCAGAUGUAUGUGCAAAAAAUGUAUGUCCUCCCCCCAUGGAUGGAGGACCCAAAAUCAAAUUCAAAGAUUUGUCAAGCCUAUUCAGACUGAGCACCCAUUAGGAGAACCUCAAGGGCUGGGCGAUAUGGCUUCAAAUCAAUAUCACGAUAUACUUAGCAGUUCACAUUGAUAACGAUAAAUGGACGAUAACUACUCCACAAGCUGCUCACCCCCUCCCACAUUGACUUUGUCUACUUUAGCCGCAGCUCUAACUGCUACAACUUUUGAACUGUCCUCCAUCUCCUCACCUGUCUUUCCCUCUUUGUUACGGACUGGACGGGGUGAAGUCACGUCUCUGACGUAGGACAGCGUCUAAAAGGGACAUGACACUAUAGCCUACCUACAUACAUCCAAAACCAACUUUUAUUUAUUUUUUUGACACCUAAUAUACUGAUUUGGGCAAAAAUGACGUCGGUUAUUGUCGUAAAUUUUGGUAUCCGAAAAUAUUUGGUUUUUCGCCCAGCCCUAUUCUUUGCUGUUAUUUACUUAAGAAUUUCAAUCAGAUAAUCAGAAAAAUCAUUCUUAAGACACAUUCAGACCAAACGCGACUUGAAGCGACCUAGUCGCGUUGGUCGCUGUAAUCACGUCACGUCGCGCCCUGGUGUGUUCACACCAGGUCCAAAGCUGCAGUCACGGAGGUCGCAGGACGUGGCUCCCUCCUUCAUUAAUCACUCAUUAAUUUCACCUGUGUCUCAUUUGCCUCAGCUGUUGCUCGUUUUCCAGUGUGUGUAUAGUCCUUUCUUCCCCUCUGUCCUUGUUGGUUUAUUGUAUGUCGAUGUGUGCGUAUGCUUGUGUUCCCAGUUGUCUCCUUGUGAUUUUUUCCCCCCAGUGUCUUUAGUUGGAUUUUGCCCUUUUGGAUUUUUGUUUUUUGUUGUUUUUUUCAUUUAGUUCUUUUUAAUUAAAUCCUUUGUUCUGCAUUUGGGUCUUAUCUUUGUUUAACCUUGCACAGCGUGACAUAAUGCUUCUUAUACAAACGUGUCUGUCCACCAAAAAUUCCUUUUAGUUUUAAAAAGUUUUGGAUUACAUAUUUGCCAUCUGUUUUACAGAAUAGUUAAAUAAAUGAAUCUACCAUAGUGUACACUUUUCUUCGACUUAGAUUACUAACCUGUUUAAACUCAGCUACUCCUAUAUCCAAGCAAAAUGUCAUACUGGUGACUCCCCCUCACAUCCAAGUAAUCUAAAUGAAAAAUUCAGAGGACUGGGUCCAUCUGGAGCAUUAAAGUUAGUGGUGUUUUCUCUCUGAGCCCAAGUUUCCUGAUUUAAUCCUAGAAGACAGGUGUGCCUGAUGCUGCUUUAAAAUUUCCUGAAGCUCCAUUUUGCCCUCCUUGCUGACAGCUGUUUUAUGGUACGAAUGUCUCCACAGGCACUGAGUGUCAUCAGUGAAGUAGGAGACCUUCUUCAGCUCAAGUAUUCCCGUCACAGGAUACAGCCGUCUUUGGUGCGGCCCUUUGACGAUAACGUGUAUGAAGAAAUUGAUGACUGAAGAAGCACUCUUUUCUCAAAGUGGCGUGAACCUGAACAACCCCUGAAGAUAUUAAGUGCAUAUGUGAUGGAUCACAUGCCUUCCAGAAGGACAGAGAUGUGCACAGGUGCCCCUUGUCAACAUCUCACAAAUACAUAAAGAAAACAUUGAUUUUCUAGUUUGCCUUGCCUAAAUGUGCAUAAUGUGCGAACAUGCUGAAAAGCAUAUCUGCUUUCUGCUUUCUGUUUUUUUUUAUCUUCAUUUUAUGUUUUAAAGUUUGACUUUUUUCAAGGUGUAUCUUUGUAUGUUUGCAGUGCUUACAGAAUCCACCUUGCCCCGAAGCAUAUGACAAGAUUUGAUCACCGUUUGUAUGUGAGCAAAUAUCACAGAAAAUGGAUUUAAUUUUAAGGAUUAUUUAAAAUGAUCAUCCAGAUUUGGACUUUCUGUCAUCAGAAUUUUUUGUGUAUGGUUUGUAGUCUAUCAGGCUCUUUUGAAUAUGAGUGAAGGGUAUUACCAUCUUUACAUGCACUACAGUAUUGUUAUUCCAUGUUAUUCCCUGGUUCUUCCUUAGCUGAGGGCAGAUUUGCCUCCUCAAUGCUAGUCUUUAUCAUUGUUAGUUGGAAAAUAUGAUGAAUGGUAUGGAAAGGAAAGCACUUUGAAUGGUCAGAAGAGUUUAUAAAGAAGUUUUACAAAAACAAUCCUGUUACAUUUCACCACACUUUAGAUUGUCUUAUUGGGAAUAUCUAUUCCUUAUUUCCAAUUUCAGGAUCAUCAACUCAUCACAACUAAGCCUGGCUAAUUACUAGGUUCUGAAAGCUUUGUAAUUAGCCGUUGCUAUUUCAACAGCAAACAGACAGUAGUGUUUUGUUUUUUGUUUUUUCUCUAGCACUUUUAGGGUUCAUAAAAGCCAUGAAGAAACUGAGACAAAACAUUUUGUGCUACAACUUGAGAACUUUACCUGUUUGAAAAAACACCAGCUUCAGGUAAAGACAGCAGUGCCAAAUAGAAAUGAGUUCAUCUCAAUCAAUCAAUAUCUUUAUAAAUUUUGCAGGAGCACACAAAACAAAAUAAUCAAACCAUACGGCAUGAUAAAUUACAAUACGUAACAAAUCACAAUACAGACCCAAGAUAAAUUAGGAGACUUUGAACACUUAUUAUGGAUUUGGUGGCCUUAAACUUCACCAACCUAUGUUUUUCUAAAUGACACUGAUAGGUAUGGCACAGUUUUGAGGCAUUGGUUAGAAAAGAAAUGGAAAAAGCACUUAAAAUUUUUGCCCAUAUGGACGUUAAAUGGGUCUUAAGUUAUAUUCAUUACUUUCUUUAAAAAGUGUAAAAGUCUUAAAUUUGACUUGUUGAGUCCUGCAGAGACCCUGUUAAAUACUUGUACCUUCUCAUGUCCACUCUUUCUUGGGUGUUUACUAGUAUUAGUCUCUUUGCUUAGUGUCAGAUGACAUUGUUUUAAUGCCUUGUAAAUCAAAGUGCUAUCUGCUGUGACUCAAAAGUCAUUAAUAACAUGAGAGCGUGGACGUGGAUCUGUGCACUUAUGUGUGUGUUACUGAACAUUUAUCUUGUUUUUUUCCAUGUUCAUAUCUGCCUUUUGGUUUAUCUGUACACUUUGUGCUACUGAGCUGUGAGGCAACACUCCUAAAUCAAGGCAGCUGUAGAAGCAAAAGGGAGAGUGGAAAAUUCCACAGGCAUACAUUUAAUCUUGCCUUUAUACACACUGGCAACUAUUAUGUAACCACUCUGUCCUCAUAAUAAUGCAUGUUCAGUCAGAAUCUGUCAUGGAAGCUGCUCCUCAUACAGAAGUGCUCAACACAUACUGUGUUAUUAGGAACUAGACUCUUACAUGUCAUUGAAAAAUCACAAGUCAUCAUGUGUCUGGACUCUUGAAAGGUCAAUGGAUUCUGUUACUAUAAAUGGGAGAAGUAUGUGAUUUGUACUUUCAUGUAUUAAAAUACAAUUUAGAAAAAGUUUUAAAAAUCAAUAUCUUGGAGAUUACUAAAUGGUUGUCCAUUUUCAAAAAGCUUUGGAGAAUUAUGUCAUCCAUUUAGAAACAAGAACGUAUUUUUAUGUUCUUCACACAGUCAAGCUAUGAAAUGAUUUUCAAAGCAAGCAAUAUAUAAGGGCCUGAUGUCUGUGGUAUUCUCAGCUUUAUUGAGGUUUGAUCAGUAACAUCCUAUUGUGGCAGUUAAGGGUAAUUGAUCCAUUGUCUUUUCUUAAGUGUGUUUCUCCAAAAGUAGUUUUGGAAAGAUGUUUAUCACUGCUACUUGCAGCUUUUGUUAACAUUGUUUAAGCGUGCCAAUAAUGGAUGCAACCCUUUCAGUGGUUGACUCUGAGUAACUGCAAAUCAGAGAGAAUUACUUUUUCUCAUACAGUGCCUUUGAAGCAAAUGAUGAUCUAAGAAUUGUGACUUCGGCUGUUAUCACUUGGGUUGUUUAUUUAAUCAUUGACUGCUUUGUCUUAAAUUUUCCUUUUUUAACUUAUUUCAGUUUAUUUAAUUAUAGAAAAUGCAUUAUUUUCAACAUAUCAACAUACUUCCCAUAAGUGUCACCCAUGUCUACAGUCAGAUUAGAAUAUUAAACCACUAUAAACUGCUUUUCUAAAUGGCUGUCCAUUUUGUUAAGACAAUCUAUUAUGUAGAUAACUGUUACACUGCCUUAGUGUUGUUUUCCUAGGUCUAGUUUUACUAUUACCCAGCAUUCUCCCUAUACAGUAUGGUCUACAAACUGGCAACUGAGUGUGCUUAAUGCUUUAGGCAUCUUAUCAAUAAAAUUAUUUUUUGUCUAGGAAAUAAUAGAAAAGUAAAACUUUAAAGUUGUUUUCUUUGCUGUUAAGGUCAAUGUGGGCUGGAGCGUACAGGCAUUUUAUAGUGAAAAGAACUGAGUAAGUUAAUAUGAAAUAAAAUACUCGUCUUUUAAAUAAAUAAUAGAAUAAAUCAUUUAACAGCAAUGAUAGUAGUAGACUUGCCUAAAGAGUUUGCACCAUUGAACCAGAAGUUCAUGAAAUUGUAUUGCUUAUUCAGUAUUAAUUGUUUUAUGGGAUACCCUGUAUGGACUGUAAACUUAAUGUUUUUUUGAGAAACCUCUUUAUUAAAUAAAUAAAACCUCCUGUACCUUGCUGUAACUAAAAUGAAAAA